CGAACCCAGCGACAUUGUGUACCAGGUGAAUCGGAUAUAGCGACUACCAUAGAGUGCGACGGAACUUGAUCUUACCAGACGAGGCUACAACGCCAACAGCGCGCCAACAGUGCGCCAACAUGGCUCUUCUGCAGUACAAGAACCUGGUGAAUUACGAGGAGCAGACAGCGGCGUUUAAGGACUUUUUGCAAAACUUCAAAUCCUCUUCCACGGAAGCCGAGGACGCAUUGGACGAUCUCCACUUGGACGGCGAUGGCAUGAGCGAUGAGUACGAUUUCAUGGACGAUGCAGACAAUGGUGGUGCUACGAGACGGCGAGCUACGAGAUCCAAGGCAAAAUACAUGAACAUGUUACAGGAUGUGGCAGAUCGCAAGACGAGUCAAGUCUUAAUAGACCUAGACGACCUCGAGCAGUACGAAAAGAGUCUUGAUGAAGAGGGUGUGUCGCAGCUCAAAUUGGUUUCGUCGAUUGAAAGAAACGCGCAUCACUAUAUCGAGAUCCUGGCGCGUGCAGUGGACUCGGUCCUGCCACGGCCUGCCACAGAACCCAAUUUCAAGGACGAUGUGCUGGACAUCAUCAUGAGCCAACGCUCGAAGCGCAACGAGGCAGUUGCGCAGCAGCAAGAGGCGGGAGGCGACGAGAACGGCAUUCCAGAGUCUAUCUUUCCACCAGAGCUUACCCGACGGUACACGCUCAAUUUCAAGCCCAUCACUCCGUCUGGCUCAAGCAGCGACAAAGGGUCAAAAGCUCUCGCUGUACGUCAAGUCCGUGGCGAGCAUCUUGGACGCUUGAUCACAGUUCGAGGUAUCGCGACUCGUGUCUCAGAUGUCAAGCCCGCGGUGCAAGUCAAUGCGUAUUCUUGUGAUCGCUGUGGGCAUGAGAUUUUCCAGCCCAUCACCACAAAACAAUUCACGCCACUGGUGGAGUGCACUUCGGAGGACUGCCAGCAAAACAAGGCCAAGGGCACUCUUUUCUUGUCGACGAGAGCAUCCAAAUUCUUGCCUUUUCAGGAGGUCAAGAUUCAGGAAAUGGCGGACCAAGUGCCAGUGGGCCACAUACCGAGACAGCUUACGAUUCACUGCCAUGGCGAGCUCGUGAGAUCUGUCAAUCCUGGUGACGUGGUUGAUAUCGCUGGCAUAUUUCUGCCUACACCUUAUACUGGCUUCAAGGCGAUCAAGGCCGGCCUGCUCACUGACACUUAUCUUGAAGCCCAGCACGUCCGACAGCACAAGAAGGCAUACGAUGACAUGGUUCUUGCACCUACCACAAUUCAGCGCAUGACCGAACUGGAGCGAUCAGGCCAGCUCUACGAAUACCUCAGCAGGUCCAUUGCUCCAGAAAUUUUCGGUCACGCAGAUGUUAAGAAAGCUCUUCUCCUCCAGCUGAUUGGUGGUGUGACGAAAGAAAUGGGCGACGGCAUGCGCAUUCGUGGAGACAUCAACGUCUGCCUCAUGGGUGAUCCUGGUGUGGCCAAGUCUCAACUCCUCAAGUAUAUCACCAAGGUGGCACCUCGUGGCGUGUAUACCACAGGAAGAGGUAGCAGUGGCGUCGGACUUACGGCUGCUGUCAUGAGGGAUCCGGUUACGGACGAGAUGGUACUCGAGGGUGGAGCGCUUGUGCUUGCUGAUAAUGGCACCUGCUGCAUUGACGAGUUCGACAAAAUGGAUGAUUCCGAUCGAACAGCUAUCCACGAAGUCAUGGAGCAGCAGACCAUUUCCAUUUCCAAGGCAGGCAUCACAACGACUCUGAACGCACGAACUUCGAUUCUCGCUGCGGCCAAUCCGUUGUACGGUCGCUAUAACCCGCGGAUAUCGCCAGUGGAGAACAUCAAUUUGCCAGCCGCAUUGCUCAGCAGAUUUGACGUGUUAUUCUUACUUCUGGACACGCCCUCGAGGGAUGCAGAUGAAGAGCUCGCUCGCCAUGUCACACAUGUGCACAUUCACAACGUACAUCCAGAGCCGCAAGGAGGUGGACUCAUCUUCUCGCCGAACGAAGUGCGUCAGUGGGUAGCUCGUGCUCGAUCAUUCCGACCCGUGGUACCGAAGGCUGUAUCCGACUAUCUCGUUGGUGCCUACGUGCGGCUUCGACAACAGCAGAAGCGCGAUGAAGCUGGCAAGAAGACAUUUACGCAUACCUCGCCGAGAACUCUGCUCGGUAUCUUGCGUCUGUCGCAAGCGUUGGCCCGUCUGAGAUUUGCAGAUGAGGUGAUCACUGAAGACGUCGAUGAGUCGUUACGGUUGAUUGAGGUCAGCAAGGCUAGCUUGUAUGAUGACAACCAAGACCGCAGAGGUGAUCACUCGCCUAGCACGAAGAUCUACAACCUCAUUUGUGGUAUGCGAGACAGUGGUGCCGCUGCGACUGGCGAAGGUCGUGGCGAGCUGGAUAUGAGACGGGUACGAGAGCGAGUGCUCGCCAAGGGCUUCACGGUACAACAACUCGAGUCAGCGAUUGAUGAGUACGCCGCGAUUGAUGUCUGGCAAACCGCAGCGGAAGGGACGAGACUCGUCUUCAUCGAGACUGGUGAGGACGACGAAGAUAUGGGCGACGAGGACUUUUGAUAAUAGAGUGCCACCAAGAAAGGACGAUCAUCGUAUUUGGCGUUGUUUUCUCCACAGCUGCGGAUUCCCAAGUCCUUCAGUUUUCAGAGCGAUGGGAAACCAAAGGUCGCCCACCAGCAUUUGUGUACUCCCAGACCAGAUCAUUUUUGGACGAAAUAUAUGUCUGUCUUCAUCGGCCACUGCGGCGCAUGCAGAGAGAGAGAGUUUUGAG
This is a messenger RNA of Sphaerulina musiva SO2202, 2769 nucleotides long. RefSeq names its product DNA replication licensing factor CDC47. Gene Ontology annotation, molecular function: single-stranded DNA binding; ATP binding; ATP hydrolysis activity. Gene Ontology annotation, biological process: DNA strand elongation involved in DNA replication; DNA replication; double-strand break repair via break-induced replication. Gene Ontology annotation, cellular component: MCM complex; nucleus. The transcript is spliced from 3 exons. The record is from RefSeq and is a predicted model, not a curated record. The coding region runs from base 120 to 2558 and encodes 812 amino acids. NCBI's taxonomy places the organism in Eukaryota, Fungi, Ascomycota, Dothideomycetes, Mycosphaerellales, Mycosphaerellaceae.